UUCCUUCACGAACACCUUAGCAACGGUCGCCGCUGAGAUGGAGGGAGACGCCCCCCCGCAGAUUGGCUACACCAGGCUCUCUGCGGCGUAGAUUGGCUGGAGCGUCGCUAGAGGGCCAGGCUUGGCAGUCGCUGCUAGAGAACAGACUAUCCCAGAACCCAGGCGGGACAGUCUGUGGUGACACAGCGGAGCAACGAGAUGAUCCGCCAGAAGUCCAGCCAAUUCCUGGGACUGAGGAUACAAUCGGAACUUCAAGAGGCCUCCGAAUUACGGCGGGAACCCGAAAAGGACCUCAGCUCAGUCAAUGAAUCGACUACGCGGACUGGAACAGGUGUGCGGACUGAGUCCGGGACCGCGGCUUCGGUGGAAGAUGAAGAUCCUGCAGCCAACUUGUUCCCGCCGCCGCUGCCCCAGCCCCGGAUCUGCAUGUGGAAGUACCUGGACAUCCACUCCAUGCACAGGCUGGAAAAGACAGCCACCGUUGAAGAGAUGAGGGAGGUGCUGGCUGAGCUGCUAGGGCUAGGCUGUCCUAAGCAGAGCCUGAGGAAUGCUAUCACUCUGGACCUCUUCUCCCAUGCACUUCUCUUCUGCCGCCAGCAGGGCUUCUCACUGGAACAGACAUCAACAGCUUGUGCCCUGCUCCAAGAUCUUCACAAGGCCUGUGUUGCAACCCCCUUGGGCAACGUGGAGGAAUGUUACCGCUACUUCACCAGUGUUCUUUUUUGCCAUGGAGUCAGGCGGCCCCCCUUCAGUAUUGACCUCUUUAAGGAGGAACAGCUGCUGACCCUGGCAAAUUACGUGGUCAACACCUACUUCCGACACUUCAAGCUCUACAAAUAUGUCUUCACGCCCCAGGUGCAGCUGGAUCUAUCUUUGACUUACAUGGGACUCCAGCCACCCAAGCUCUGGCCAGAAGAUGAGAUGGAGAAAAAAGAAGACGAGGAGGUAGAGGAGCAGGCAGUAACCCCACAGGAAGAGAUACCAGAAACAGUGGUCCAGCCAAAGCAAGAGCCAAGCCAGGUCUCCAACCUCCAAGCCUACAUCAAGACCCAGCUGAAUGAGGAGCUAAGGCAGCUCCAACAGCUGGUGGGAGAAAGGCUCAAGGCCAGCGAGGACAGACUCAGCAGCAAGUUAACCACACUAGAGCGGCCCUUCCAGCCACCUCCCAGCAAAGGCAAGAACAAGACCAAAUGA
This is a messenger RNA of Manis pentadactyla (Chinese pangolin), 1194 nucleotides long. It is a transcript of the gene CFAP119, whose product is annotated as cilia and flagella associated protein 119. The transcript has 9 exons. Bases 199 to 1194 code for a protein of 331 amino acids. The record is from RefSeq and is a predicted model, not a curated record. Lineage: Eukaryota; Metazoa; Chordata; Mammalia; Pholidota; Manidae.